This is a messenger RNA of Daphnia carinata, 1626 nucleotides long. Its product is annotated as thymidine phosphorylase-like. Gene Ontology annotation, molecular function: 1,4-alpha-oligoglucan phosphorylase activity; pyrimidine-nucleoside phosphorylase activity. Gene Ontology annotation, cellular component: cytosol. Bases 193 to 1521 code for a protein of 442 amino acids. The transcript is spliced from 9 exons. Gene Ontology annotation, biological process: pyrimidine nucleoside metabolic process; pyrimidine nucleobase metabolic process. NCBI's taxonomy places the organism in Eukaryota, Metazoa, Arthropoda, Branchiopoda, Diplostraca, Daphniidae. The record is from RefSeq and is a predicted model, not a curated record.
GCCUCAUCGCUCAAGGGUACAAUCGUAUAUAUAUGGUUGAACGAAGGGGGGAACAAGUUAUUUUCGUUGCGCUUGCGCACGAUAUUUGUGAACGCCUCACGCCGGUUUCUUUACACUCGCGUGUUCGUCUGCGGGAUCAGUCUUUUGGCGAACACGUUAUAAAGCGCAUCCAUCGUUUCAAAACUUUGCAACAUGCGAAUUGUCGACGUGAUAAUCAAGAAACGUGACGGAAAGGAAUUAACUGACGAAGAGAUCAAAUUUGUCAUCAAAGAGCUGGUGGAUGGAAGACUGGAAAGUUCGCAGUUAGGUGCAAUGCUAAUGGCAUGGUAUUUCAACGGGAUGAACGCUAGAGAACUUUCCGUGCUCACGAACACUAUGACGCACUCAGGUGAUACGCUCUCCUGGCCAGACGAAUGGAAACCGGUGUUAGUUGACAAACACAGCACUGGAGGUGUUGGAGAUAAAAUAUCGUUGAUAUUGGCACCUGCUUUGGCCGCAUGCGGAUUAAAAGUACCUAUGGUCUCGGGACGCGGAUUAGGAUUCACGGGUGGAACGCUGGAUAAACUUGAAGCCAUUCCAGGAUUCAAAGUGGAUUUAACAUUAGAAGAAAUGCAACAAUGCCUGGCUGAUUCCGGUUGUUGCAUUUGUGGUCAAACCGCCACAUUGGUUCCUGCGGAUAGGAUCAUGUAUGCCACCAGAGAUAUAACUGGAACUGUCGAAAACGCCAACUUUGUUACUGCGUCAAUCAUUUCCAAGAAAGCAGCUGAAAAUGUCAGCGCUUUAGUUCUCGACGUGAAAGUUGGUAGAGCCUCAUUCUCUCAAACUCUGGCCGAUGCACGACAUCUAGCCAAAAAUUUGGUAGGCGCGGCGCGGGACCAAGGAAUGUUGACCAAGGCUGUUUUGACAUCAAUGGAUCACCCUUUAGGUAUGACGGUGGGAAAUUCACUGGAAGUGAUUGAAGCCAUAUCGGGACUCAAAGGCACAGGACCAGAGGAUCUCAAUGAGUUGGUUGCCAUUCAAGGGGCUCUACUGCUACAUGCCACGGGCAAGGCGGAUAACAUUGAUCAAGGACGGGAUAUGAUUUUAGAGACCUUGAAGAACGGAACAGCUCUCGACCGGUUUGAAAGGAUGCUGAUCAAUCAAAACGUAAUGCCAGACGUGGCACAUGAAUUAUGCUAUGGAAAUGUAGAAUCUGUACUACCACGAGCAAAGUAUUCAUCUCCGCUAGUUACUUCAACUUCAGGCUACGUCACUGAUCUUGAUGCCCUGGCUAUCGCACAAGUGUGCGGCGCACUUGGAGCUGCCCGAGCACGGGCUGCCGAUAUUAUCCUGCCUGCGGUGGGAGUUCAACUCAAUAUCAAAGUCGGCCAGGCUGUCGUUGAGGGUCAAGUCUGGGGUGAAUUGAAGCACGAAUGCGAAGUAGUACCAAAGGACCUGUGGCAAAAGCUACAAGACGCCAUAAGUAUCAGUGUGACACAACAGACAAUUGAAGCGAGCCGCAUCUUGGAAAUAAUUGAAUGAAGCACCGACUAAUAAGACUAGUUUUCAAACGAAGCUUCCCUGUUGUUUGAAUUAUCCACUCACUGUUCUGCUAAGCGUGAAAGGUAAAAAGAAAAAAAAAAUGAU